AGCUGGGAAAUGGUCAGCUAAGUUCAUCGGAUGGUCAGUAAAUGGGAACUGUAGAUUAUCUGUUGGUUUUCCACUACAAGCAAUACCACUCACAUUACACGUAGUCAGCUGAUCAGUUGUGGAUCAUCGCAAACUUGACAACAUAAACUUAAAUGCUACACUAAAUGGAUCCCUUUGGAUUUCCUGUGGAAAUGUUUUCAUGACAUUAGCUGACAGGAAGUAAGACAUGGACCCAAGCUGUUGCCUAGCAAGGCAAUCCCAGUGAAACGGUCCAUAUAAAUGUUGAUUAUAGCAGCUACAGAAAGGCAGGGGCAUAGUGUGGGGUGGCCUCUGGGGCUCCAGUCCCAAAUGUUUUCUAUAAAGCCCUGAAUCUUUUUGGUUUUUAAAAUACCUUCAACUUUGUGUCAUUCAGAUAAUAAUAUAAUUUCAUGUUGUUUUUUUCUACCAUACUGUUCACUAAAGAAAUCUAAAAUAAUUGAGUAAAUGUUCUUAUGUUUUGAAGACCAUGCUUGGUUUUGUUCUGCAUCCUUGAUUUGCAGUUAGAGCAGUCAAGAUUAUUAUGGCAUAGAUAGAUUUGUCAGCUAAACAUUUAUUUUCUGACAUUUACUCCAGCAGAGUAUAAUGGCAGCUGGUUUUAGAACGUAAAGCUCGUCACCUGUUUCAAUAGCCAAUCAGCUUGUAGUGAAGUCCAAUAGUCAAGUCAAAAUGACCACCGACGGCUGUUUGCUUGCUGCAGCAGGUGCUCUGUCCCCGCCAAGCCCUCUGUUUCCGUCCUCGUGGUGUGCCGGUGUGGGACAGUGCUGCUGCUGUUCGCUGUAUGUGCUUAUACCCUCCCACACACACAUUCUCAUUGACUAACAAAUAGGCGAUGGUUAUUUAUAUUACUGUGGCGUAUUUAUUAUGAUUAUAGUCCAUCUGAUGCGUGUUCUUGUCGCCAUUUUAUCACUAAACACAACCAUAGCCAGUAUCUCACUAUCACUAUCCUUAUUCAUAUUUUAAGAGGCUACAAAUUAUAUUCAGCCACAAAAUAAGCCCAAAAAGCUGGAAAUCAGAACAAAAGUACAGAGAGUUGUUGCAUAGAGAUGAUACACCAUCUCAUCUAGUUGCAAUGGUGUGAACCAGCAGGUUUUUAGAGCGUUGCAGAAUGGCACAUUGCAAGUAGUUGCCUGUUUCAACUCGUCUCAUCGCAAAUAUUUGGUCUGAACUGGGCUUUAGAUAUGAAAAAGGAAGGUGGAAGGUGGACUAUUGCAGGCAAAUUUUCUGUAAGUUAGUAAGUAAGGCUAUUGAUAACUUACUCUGAAUGCUACUUGAUCACUUUAUGAUCACAUCACUAUUACACACAAUCAUUUCCACCUCAAUUGUUUUUGAGGUUGCUUCAAUUUAGGAAAAAAUGCUGGAUAUCCUAAAUACUGGCAUUUUAACCCCCUUCACAAAUUUUUUGAAUUGAUUAAUAUUCUACAGGCCAGAUGGGGCUCUUAAGCAGGCUGUAUGUGGCCCACUGGUGCCAGUUUAUGAUCGCUGCUCCACAGGAUGAUUUCUUUCCUUGGCAAAUACCAUGUUUUUCUCCAGCGAUGUACAGAUUUUUAUGCAUUCUAUUAUCUUAAAUAGCUUGAGAAAUAGUGCAUAUAGCUGCUGUAAAUUGGAAAAUGCCUUGGCACCCCCCUCCCCCCUUAGGUUUGUUACUGAGUCUGUUUACUGAGUGCUGAAUGUUUACAACAGCAGAAAAGUACUUAAUAUUUUACACAAAGUUUGCAAUAACUGUAAAGGGGUGUGAUUGCUGAUUUCUAACUCGUCGGAUUCUCAGGUCACAUCCGUCAAGUGUUACUCACAGGUUUUACCAUCACUUCAUUAAUUAGUACUUUCUCAGUUGUUUGUGACGUGUCCCAUCAAAAUAAUGAGACAACAUUCAUUAUUAACGAUAAUUCAUCUUCGCAUCUAUAAUUCAUGGAGGGAGGCAGAGGGAGGGUCAGAGUUUGGUGACCUAAAACUUCAUUACGUGUCUCAAGGUAAAUAUGAAGACAACUUUCCUCUCCCUGGUGUGGGUUUCUGGCGGGUCAGUCCCAUCACGGAGGCUCGUGACAAUGAUGACGGAGGUGGUGAUGAGGAUGGUGACGUACAAAGAUGUGUUUGUGUGUUUAUGUGUGUGUGUGUGUGUGUGUGCUGUGAAAAUUAGCAUUAACCUGUGUGUGCACAGGUUUAAGAGUGCACGUUAAGGUACAGCUGAGUGUGCGUAUGGCAUAUAUAUAAGACCCUCUUGGACUUCCCGACACCCCCAUACACCCCUCCUCCCCCCCUCGUCCUCCUCAUUCUGUGUAAAUGAAAAUGCAAGGCUAUAUUUGGACAGAGCUGAUGUCACAAGUGGUUUGAGCAACGAGCCUAUAACUGUUGGAGUCUGUUUGUGUGACAGUCUGACAAACCCUGGGCUGCUCCAGUGACGGACUGGGAUCUGCUGGCUACUGGCUGAAACAACAGAAAGUAAUCACCCUACACUAUGUAUCACCUGAGGGUGCCUGUGCUUCUCCUCAUGCUGCUUGUGCUGCUGCGCUGCGUCACCGCUGCCCCAAGCUACAGGUACUUCAGUCCCAGCUCAUCUGGCGAGCAGGAAAGUGCUCUCCCAGACGGUGACGGCUGGUUAGCUCCUGGGCUAAUCUCCAACCCGUUCCUCAGCCUCAUGGGUACACGGCCGGAGAGGGGGCUCACAGCUAUGAACAGUCACCAUGUGGAGAAGAGGAAAUGCAACACAGCCACCUGCGUCACCCAGAGGCUAGCAGACUUCCUGGUGCGCUCCAGCAACACUAUCGGUACUGUGUACGCGCCGACCAACGUGGGAUCUUCCACCUACGGCAAGAGGGACCUACUUCAGCCUCGCAGCUACCUGCCUCUCUAGUACCGACUGAGGAACCUCCACCAGCACUCCCAGUGCUCCAAUGAUAUAACCAGACAUCUUAUGUAACAAUGAUUGUGACAAUGACGUUACUAACGAUGACACUGAUAGUGAUGAUGAUGAUUAUGAAGAGUUUUCUUGUUUAUUUUAUAAACUUUUAAGAAAACAGUGCCUUUAAUUUAAACCAUCAGAGUCCUUUUUUUUUUCUUUUCUUUUUUUUUGUAUUUGUGUGUGUUGUGACUCUGUUAAUGCUGUUCCACAAUGGCAUGAUGUGAAUAUAACAAUACAUCAGAGUAAAUAAUAAAAAAAAAGAAGAA
Epinephelus moara (kelp grouper) is the source of this 3201-nucleotide messenger RNA. RefSeq names its product islet amyloid polypeptide. The transcript is spliced from 4 exons. The record is from RefSeq and is a predicted model, not a curated record. Gene Ontology annotation, cellular component: extracellular region. Lineage: Eukaryota; Metazoa; Chordata; Actinopteri; Perciformes; Serranidae. Gene Ontology annotation, molecular function: hormone activity. The coding region runs from base 2492 to 2887 and encodes 131 amino acids.